AAUCUAUUCAGCGGACUGUUGAUCCACAUUUAUUGCCAAUUCGAGAUACUCCAACAUCGUCUGAAGAGCAUUAAACCUGACAGGGAGUACUCUGCGAAACAGUGUGCUUUUCAUCAUUAUCGCAUAUACAAAUUCGCUGAAAUUAUAAACGCGAAGUUCAGCAUCACGAUGGCCACGCAAUUUCUGGUGACCACUAUGACAAUGUGCUUCAACCUCUUUCGACUGACACAGACCAAGGUGUAUUCGCAAGUUUUAGCAUUGAUACCGUUCAUGGUCAGUGUGUUCGCACAGAUAUUUUAUUGUUGCUGGUAUGGAAACGAGACCAAAGUGAAGAGCCUUGAAAUUUGCGACACAGUAUUCGAAAGCAACUGGACGGCACUGAGCCAGAGCACCAAAAAGACACUCCUGACGAUUAUGUUACGCUCGUUGAAGCCAAUAGAAUUCACCGGCGCUUUCGUUUUUCCCGUAAAUUUGGAGUCUUUUAAAAGUUUGGUGAAAACUUCCUAUUCGGUAUUCAACGUAAUCCAGCAAACGUAA
Messenger RNA from Habropoda laboriosa, 537 nucleotides. Its product is annotated as odorant receptor 30a-like. The record is from RefSeq and is a predicted model, not a curated record. Gene Ontology annotation, biological process: sensory perception of smell; detection of chemical stimulus involved in sensory perception of smell. The annotation marks the transcript as partial. The transcript has 4 exons. Gene Ontology annotation, cellular component: plasma membrane. Lineage: Eukaryota; Metazoa; Arthropoda; Insecta; Hymenoptera; Apidae. Gene Ontology annotation, molecular function: olfactory receptor activity; odorant binding.